GAGUUUGGUUUGAUUGUUAGCCAAAGCUCUUACUAGAUUGAUUGAUUUGGCUUUAACAACAACGUAAAACACCCACCAAACUCCACAGACACAUUUGGCAUAAUUGAUUUGCGUUUGGGAAGAAGAAAUAACGAGGAAUGGUGAGGUUUGAAGAUAUCCUUUUCUUGGAAUUUGGGAAUUAAUGGGUAGCAUUAGUAAUUAAGUUAGAUGUUGAAACCUGUGCUUCUUGGGUGAGAGGGGAAUUCACAAAUUCCAAAGUUGGAAGGAGUGCAUUUCGUUGUCAAUUUCCCGUUUGACACUUGACGGAGGUUUUUGACUUUACCGCAGGCUGGGCUCUUCAAUAUUCUCAUUUUUCAGGCGCUCAUAAUCUCAGAUCCAUUGCUCAUGUUGUGCGCGCUAUGCCAUUGUAUUUUUCGUAUUGAUACCUCUUUCUUUUAUCAAUCAAUCAAUCAUAUGAGUCCUUUCGCCCUUUUGGCCGCACGCUGUGCAUGCUCUUUCAGGAGGUACAACUCCUCAGAACACCCAUCUGGUAAUUCUUGCGCAUUUUGAGAGGAGAUCUGGAGACCCACUAACUUCAACUGGUAUCUUGUGAGAUGGUCUACUGGAACUGCCAUCUGGGUCAUCAAAUUACCAACAGAAAUCCCAAUAUAGGGCAUACAGGUUUUGACUACUUGACAUACAAGGACUUGGGUUCUUUGGGGGGAGGCUAGGUUGAGCGUCAAACCCCUAUUGGGUCUAUGUGUAUAUAUGUUAAUUCUGAAUGCCUGGUGGGCUGGUGUGCAAGGGGCAAAUUAAAUGCCCAGGUCCAGAGAAUUGCGGAUUUCAGACUACUUGGUAGUUCUGGUAUUAGUGCCCCUGGUUAGCCUUGUGAUCUUCCGCAGAUGGAAGAAGAACUGGGCUGCGAAGAAGGCAGAAAUACGGAAGCUGCUUGUAUUGGCUGCAGAGGAAGCUGCAAGGGCUGAAGAAGAGGCUGCACAACUCUACACGUCAACUUUUGUAACACGGUAUCAGUGCGCUCUCUGUUUCAGUCCUAGCACAACAAGGUGCUCCAGAUGCAAGGCUGUCAGAUACUGCUCAGGAAAAUGCCAAAUAGUUCACUGGAGGCAAGGCCACAAAUAUGAAUGUCAGCCACCUGAUAUUGAUGAUUCAAAUGCUUCUUUGCCACAUGUUUCAACUCAAGGAAGAGAAAUCGAUCUGAAUUCUAUAUCUGAGCCACAAUUUUUUAAGUCCAUUGAUGCUAAUGUACAAGGGUUAAGUACCUCAUCUAAAGCUUCUGACCAAUCAAAUGAGUCUAUUUCUGAAUUUUCUCCUUCAAAAAGAUUCGAGGACUCAGCAUCAAAGAUUGGUCCUGUAAUUGCAAAUGAAAAACCUGAUCCAAAUUAUGCUAUCCCCAAAGUUCUGGAUUUCAGUGUUAAAUCAUCAGUUAACAGUGCCACACAUAAUGCUUCUUUAGGGGAUGCUCUGGUACCCGAUGAUCCUAUUACUGAUGUACCAACCCAAAAACUUAGUGUGAGCAACACAAGCACCUCAACUCCUGCAAAUAAUGUUUUGUCUUCCAAGGUCUUUGCAAGUGAUAUCCCUGUUUCUAAGGAUGAGAGGAAUGAGCUUCCUGGAUCUGGAAUUGCUUUGGACAAUGGUUUGGGCUCUAGCAGUUUUGAACGUAAAAUUCACAACUCUACAAGCUGUACAGAGAAUCUUUGUGUUUCCAUGGAUGAACCUGAUCUUCCAGUUGCUAGAAACAAUCCUCCCAUAUCUGAGGAGCCUGUACAUGAUAAUAUUACUUUCAAGGCAGCUAAACAUUCUUCUAGCGCUAGUGCCCAUGUGGUGAAUCCAUCUAGAUCCUUUAAUUCAGCCUCCAGCAAUAAUGACCGUAUGGUGGAUUCAUCCAGGUCUCUUAAUCAAUCUCCUAGCACCAGUAAAAAUGUCAUGGAUGAUCUAACAGGCAAAAGAUCCAUGAAGAAUAUCUCAAAUUUUGGAAAUCUAGUCACCAGCUCAUCUGGCCAGAAGGAUUCAACCUCUUUGAAUUCAAGAUCCUCCUUUAAUUCUAUGUCCAGAACUGAUGUCCAUAUGGGUGAUGCAUCUAGCCCUUGCAAUCAAUCUUCCAGCACCUGUAAGAAAGUGGUGGAUAGCCAAACGAGGAAAAGCCCUAUCAAUAAUACCUCAAAUUCUGGAGAAUCAGUUACCAGCUCCCCUGUCCAGAAGAAUUCAGUUCCUUUGGCAUCAAGUUCAAAGAGUUCACUGCAGACCAAUGAUGAUUCUUCAAGCUCCACAUCCUCUGUUUUUGUAGACAGUACGUCAAAGGUUAUGAAUACUAAAAUAGCAACAUCUAAAGUUGAGAAUCAAAGGGCUUCAGAAAUAAGUGGUACAAGCAAGAGGUCUGUUAGAUCUGGUUUUCAACAGUCUUCUCCACUUAAGGAAAGAGCUCCUGUUUGCAGCAUAUCACGUCAAAAGAAUGGCAGCCAUGAUAUAAUUUCUUCUAACACUUUCCAUACUGUUGUUUCAUCUCUUCCCACUGGUAAUGCCUUGAAAGCAUCUGUCAAAAAAGUUGCACAGCAGCUGAAAUCUUCAAAAGCCUUGAAACAAUCUUCAACAAAAAUUAUUAAUGAAAGCUCAGGAAAAUCGAACCAGACACUGUUUCCAUAUGAAUCCUUUGUCAAACUUUUCAACUGGGACAAGCUUGAAUUGCCACCUUGUGGUCUCAUCAAUUGUGGAAAUAGCUGCUAUGCCAACGUGGUGCUACAAUGUCUGAUAUUUACACGGCCUGUUGCUGGAUAUCUACUUCAAGGAUCUCAUUCAAAAAAUUGUCAGAGACGUGAGAGAAAUGAUUGGUGCUUCAUGUGUGAGCUUCAGCAACUUGCUUCCAGGAUGAGGGAUGGAAAAGGUCCUAUUUCACCCUUCAGAAUACUAUCACAAAUACAAAACAUUGGCAACCACCUUGGGUAUGGGAAAGAAGAGGAUGCUCAUGAAUUUUUAAGGUUUGCCAUUGAUGCAAUGCAAUCCGUGUGUCUUGCUGAAGCUGAUGGAGGGAGGGCAGUUGAUCCACUAUUGCAAGAUACAACGCUUAUCCAACAGACAUUUGGGGGCUAUCUUCAAUCAAAAAUAAAGUGUUUGAAAUGCCAAUACAUAUCUGAGCGGUAUGAUCGCAUGAUGGAUCUGAAUGUGGAGAUAGAAGGCAAUAUUGAAUCUCUUCAAGAUGCACUUGCACAAUUCACAGCUCCUGAAAUAUUGGAUGGUGACAAUAAGUAUAAAUGUGACAGGUGCAAAUCUUAUGUGAAAGCUAGAAAGCAACUGACCGUACAUGAAGCUCCCAACAUUCUUACUAUUGCUCUGAAAAGGUUUCAGUCUGGGAAGUUUGGCAAACUCAACAAACGUGUCAUUUUUCCUGAAAUCCUCAAUAUGAAACCAUACAUGAGUGGAACUGGUGACAGACCGCCAACAUACAAGCUUUAUGCAGUAGUAGUGCAUUUAGAUAUGAUGAAUGCUUCCUUUUCUGGGCAUUAUGUAUGCUAUGUGAAGAAUUUGCAAGGGGCCUGGUACAAGAUCAAUGAUUGCAAGGUAAAGCAGGUAGAGCUUGAUAGAGUACUGUCUCAAGGGGCAUAUAUGCUUCUAUACUCAAGAUCUUCACCUCGACCACCAGCUAUCAUGAGGAAUGGGAUACUUCCUCCCUCCAUGCCAGCAAAUGCAGUGCAUUGUGAACACGCUGUCAAGACACCAGUGAUGCAGAAUGGACUUGAAAGGAUCAGUGUGCUUGGCACAUCUCCAGCGACCUCAUGUACAGUUAAUUUGGAAGACUAUGGGUUUGAUUAUAAUGGAGCCCCUUCAUUCAAAGGAGGCAGGAUAAAGGGUUCCAGGGACUAUGCGGAUUGGGCAUCCAGUGAUUCUGGGUCUCUUUUUAGUUGUUCAGAUGAAGCUUCUUGGAGCACUGAGAGCAAUAGAGAUUCAACGAGUACGGACGAUUAUGGUGAGACAAUAUUUGGAGAUUCGGGGCGACUCACUUGUACCAGUUCUGGAUUGCCUGAGGACCCUUCCAUGCUGCAUAGUUCCUUUUUUUGCACGAAAUCAUCUCCUCCUCUUCAAACAGAAUAUUAUUUUCAGAAUAAUGCAUCUUUCCAGGAUUCUGUAUUUUCAAAUCAACAUUUCUUUGAUGAUAUAUACCACCAAAAUAGGGAAACGGAUCCAGAAAUAUCCACUUCCCCAUUUACAACUCCCCGGGAUACUGAUGGGCUACCUGCCUGGCUUAAUAACAGUGCUAGCAGCUUUUUUUUCUCCCCAUCAGUUCCUUUGGGACAUGUAGAAACCAGUUCUGAUUCUGAGCCAUCUAGCUUAAAAAGUUAUUGGUUAGACAGUAGGAGUAACAAAAACAACCAUGCAGGAUUUUCGCAGUUUCAAAAUUCAGUUGGGGCUCCUGGUGCGUCAGAAAGUGGAGCCCUUAUGAGUGAAGAUUUUUCUGGCACAGUAAAGUCAAAGCACAUCAAAGAGAAGUCCAUGCCAGAAUUUUUGCAAGAACCUGCUAGGUUAAAUUUUGAUGUACUUUCAAGAUCAUUCAAUGCAACUACUAAUUUUGAUUAUUGUUUGGUACAUGACACAAGAACAUCAGAUUCACUAACCGAUUAAUUUCUUGGGGUUGACAGUAACUUUAUUAUAAAUGUAUAUGGAAAUUAAUUUGCUGA
Molecule: messenger RNA, 4670 nt
Organism: Cryptomeria japonica (Japanese cedar)
Lineage: Eukaryota; Viridiplantae; Streptophyta; Pinopsida; Cupressales; Cupressaceae
Product: ubiquitin carboxyl-terminal hydrolase 17
Exons: 11
Coding region: 796-4614 (1272 amino acids)
Biological process (GO): protein deubiquitination
Cellular component (GO): nucleus; cytosol
Molecular function (GO): cysteine-type deubiquitinase activity; cysteine-type endopeptidase activity
Source: RefSeq, a predicted model, not a curated record